GACAUGCCUGUGGGAGUGUUAUGUCCGGGACUUCAGAGGGAAGCAUGCAAGUGUUUUCAAGGACAGGCAACUCUCCUCAUUCUGGGUAGGAGGCAGCUUCUGCGCAGUCCAGCAUCAACAUCCCAAACUGUGGGACAAUUCCUGACGGGACACCAUCGGGAAGGGAAGCUUGGCUUGGAUGAGAAGGUCUGCUGAGCUAUUAGUGGCAAUCAAAGAACCAUGUCUGAAGAGAAGGACUGUGACUUGGAGUGUGCCAUCUGCUUCAGUAUUUACAACAAUGUCUUCAGGGCCCCCAAGCUGUUGGUCUGCGGUCACACCUUCUGCCUCGAGUGCUUGGCCCGAAUGAACAUGAAGUCACACGUGGCUGAAGCCAUCCAGUGCCCCAUCUGUCGCAGACUGACCAUCGUGCCCAAGGAGGGCCUGCCUAAACUGGGCAAUGACUCCAAUGUCCUGUCCUGCCUGCCCGAGACAAUGCAGAGGAUCCACAGCAUUCACUUCAAUCGGGGCAAAGGCCAGCUUUUCGUGAAGAAGGGGCCAGGGUCCCAGAAGAAGAAGGUGAAGAACAAAGUCUUUGCCAGCUCAGUGAGUCAGAGCCUGGAUGUGGGUCGUCCCUUGGAACCAGACAAUCGAAGGGAGCAAAGACAGAGCUGCUGGUGUUGCGUUCACAAGUCCUAUGUGACCAUCAUCACUGUUAUCCUGGUGACUCUGAGCGUCCUCAUCAGUUCUGUCUGGGUGUUUGUGGUCCAUUAG
Molecule: messenger RNA, 750 nt
Organism: Pristis pectinata (smalltooth sawfish)
Lineage: Eukaryota; Metazoa; Chordata; Chondrichthyes; Rhinopristiformes; Pristidae
Gene: rnf224
Product: ring finger protein 224
Exons: 2
Coding region: 220-750 (176 amino acids)
Biological process (GO): protein ubiquitination
Molecular function (GO): ubiquitin protein ligase activity
Source: RefSeq, a predicted model, not a curated record